Heteronotia binoei (common prickly gecko) is the source of this 2265-nucleotide messenger RNA. RefSeq names its product erythrocyte membrane protein band 4.1 like 5 (gene EPB41L5). The transcript is spliced from 24 exons. Gene Ontology annotation, molecular function: cytoskeletal protein binding. Gene Ontology annotation, cellular component: cytoskeleton. The coding region runs from base 28 to 2265 and encodes 745 amino acids. NCBI's taxonomy places the organism in Eukaryota, Metazoa, Chordata, Lepidosauria, Squamata, Gekkonidae. The record is from RefSeq and is a predicted model, not a curated record.
CAACUUCUUUUCUUGACCUAUUUAGUAAUGAUGCUGAGUUUCUUUCGACGAACACUGGGGCGCCGGUCUAUGCGCAAACAUGCUGAAAAGGAGCGACUAAGAGAGGCUCAGCGAGCUGCCACUCAUAUCCCUGCUGCUGGAGAUGCAAAAUCCAUAAUUACAUGCCGUGUUUCUUUACUGGAUGGGACUGAUGUCAGCGUGGACUUACCGAAAAAAGCCAAAGGACAGCAUCUGUUCGAACAGAUCAUGUACCAUCUGGAUCUCAUUGAAAAUGACUACUUUGGACUACGAUUCAUGGACUCUGCGCAAGUGGCACAUUGGUUGGACAACACUAAGAGUAUUAAAAAACAAGUUAAAAUUGGUCCACCAUACUGUCUCCAUCUUCGUGUAAAGUUUUAUUCCUCUGAGCCAAAUAACUUGCGUGAAGAACUCACAAGGUAUUUAUUUGUCCUUCAGCUAAGACAAGACAUUCUUAAUGGCAAGUUGGAAUGCCCAUUUGAAACAGCUGUGCAGUUGGCAGCUUACAUGUUACAGGCUGAACUUGGUGACUACGACCCUGCUGAGCAUGUCCCAGACGUAGUGUCGGAGUUCAGGUUUGUGCCUAACCAAACUGAAGAGAUGGAACUUGCCAUCUUUGAAAAAUGGAAGGAAUACAGGGGACAGACCCCAGCCCAGGCAGAAACAAAUUAUUUGAACAAAGCAAAAUGGUUGGAAAUGUAUGGCGUAGACAUGCACAUAGUUAAGGCAAGAGAUGGUAAUGAUUAUAGCCUUGGACUAACACCCACAGGAGUUCUUGUGUUUGAAGGGGAAACCAAGAUUGGUUUAUUCUUCUGGCCAAAGAUAACCAGGCUGGACUUCAAAAAGAAUAAAUUAACACUGGUGGUGGUUGAAGAUGAUGAACAGGGCAAAGAGCAGGAGCAUACUUUUGUCUUUAGGCUGGAUCACCCAAAAGCCUGCAAACACUUGUGGAAGUGUGCAGUUGAACAUCAUGCCUUCUUCCGCCUCCGUGGACCCGUCCAAAAAGGUUCCAGUCGAUCAAACUUCAUUCGUCUGGGGUCACGGUUCAGAUACAGUGGGAAAACAGAGUACCAGACCACAAAAACUAACAAAGCUAGAAGGUCCGCAUCUUUUGAAAGAAGGCCUAGCAAACGAUAUUCAAGAAGGACACUACAAAUGAGAGCCAAUCUUACUAAACCUGAAGAAACUAGCCUUCCAAAUAAUGCUUCAAGCCAAAAUAAUGGGUCACAACAAAACUGGAAUGCAAUGCCCUCGGUAACAGCAGUUUCUUCUGGGCCAGCCUUAGUUGAAAUAGAAACUCUUCCAAGGAGUCCUGGGACCAGCCAACAAGACAACAAAUGCAUGCCUCUUAUGGUUGAUUUAUUGGAUAACAAGGACUUGUUGGAAACUUGUAUCGACAAUGCUGUUGGCUUGCCUUCUGCUGGAGAGUCAUCUGGAACUGUGGAAGAGGCCAGCCUUGGUUUCUUUGACUACGGCACAAAAGACCAUCCUUCCGAGAAGGCGGAUCCUACUGCAGAAGAUGCAUCACUGAGACUGAAGCAGCUGGAAGCAGAACUUAGCCCCGUUGCAGUUCCUCACUCGACUGUAAACAUCAAUGUCAACAAGCAGGAGGAGGUGGUGAAACUGACAGAGAAAUGUCUGAACAAUGCAGUUGAGAGCCCUGGGAGUGCUUUAGCACGGCUGCCUCCAGAUCUCAAGAGCAACAUUUUGAAGGCUCAAGCUGAAGCUGGGCACAAGAUCACAAGGGAGGAUAGCAUGUGUGGCAACAAGAACACUAAUGUUCAGGAUGCUGCUGCCAGGAACAUUCUUCUAACAGGAAAAAUUCAGAACAGCCCUCUACGAGCCCACAGCCCAGUCUCCCAGGAGCCAAGAGAUAGCCAGACAUCAAUUCCUGUGUCAAAUGCUUUUGUUCUGAAUGAAUUGAAGCAGGAGAACGCUGCCGCUAGCCCUGAAGAUUUGUUGAGUCCUCCUAAUCUGGUCCCUGCCGAGGAAGCGGAUGUUUUAACGAACUCUCCGGAGGACUCGGAGAUUUUGUUGACAUCCCAUACAGAAAACCUCAUUGACUUCGCAGAAGCCACGCCUCGGGUGUCAUCUCCACCAACAAUUGUGCCCAGGUGGUUAGUGCCAAGUGGAUUCAUUUCCAAUAGACCUCUGGGGAAUGAUGUUGCCUCAACUCUCAAGACAGCAAUAGGGAGCCCAGCUGCCUCCUCACCUCCGCAAUAUUCACCUGAACUGAUGGCCUGGUAA